CGUUCACGAGACACACCGACUCUCUGACUGGCGACCAGCCGGGAUUGAAAAGGUUGUCCGUAGUAGGCUCGAAUAACUUCAUUGAAAGGCAAUAGAACAUGGCAUCGAAUAGUUGCAGUGGAGUUCCCAAAUGGGAGAGAAAAACACGUUUGUUUCUUUGUAUCUUCGGUUUGUUUUUGUCAUUCUAUGCUCUGCACGUUGAGAUUUCGCGAGAGAGGGACCCUGAGUAUCGGGCGAUGUGCGACCUGGGAGAUUCUGUGAGCUGCUCUAAAGUUUUCACCUCGAGAUGGGGACGUGGUUUUGGGCUUGUACAGUUCUUCUUUGCUAAAGACAGUGUACUGAAUCAACCCAACAGUUUGUUGGGGAUCAUUUUCUACACAUUGCAACUGGCUCUGGGUCAGUCUGUGUCCAGUAGGGCAGCGUUCCUCCUGGUCUUGGCCUCCUGGGUGUCCAUGGCUGGAUCGCUGUACCUAGCCGGAGUACUUGCCUUCAUUCUGGGAGAUUUCUGCGUGGUCUGCGUCUCAACCUAUGUGGUUAACUUUUUGCUGCUCUUCACCAAUCUGAAGAGGAGGACGGGACUGGAAGCAGUCAAGACAAAGACUGGCUGAGAGACUAUCUUUGUGUGCAUCUCAAUAGUCUAAGUAUUUUUUUCCCCCUUGCCUUCCACCCUACUGCACUGAUAAUAUACAGCGCAUUCGGAAAGUUUUCAGACCCCUUGACUUUUUCCACAUUUUGUUACGUUAGACUUAUUCUAAAAAUACGAUUUAAGAAAUUUUUGCACUUAAGAAAAACGGAAAUAUGACAUUUACUUAAGUAUUCAGACCUUUUACUCAGUACUUUGUUGAAGCACCGUUGACAGCGAUUACAGCCUUGAGUGUUCUUGGGUAUCACGCUACAAGCUUGGCAACCCUGCAUUUGGGGAGUUUCUCCCAUUCAUCUCUGCAGAUCCUCUCAAGCUCUGUCAGGUUGGGCGGGGAGCGUCAUUGCACAUCUAUUUUCAGCUCUCUGCAGAGAUGUUCGAUCGGGUUCAAGUCCGGGCUCUGGCUGGGCCACUCGGGACAUUCAGAGACGUGUCCCGAAGCCACUCCUGCAUUGUAUUGGUCGUGUGCUUAGGGUCGUUGUCCUGUUGGAAGG
Molecule: messenger RNA, 1134 nt
Organism: Oncorhynchus gorbuscha (pink salmon)
Lineage: Eukaryota; Metazoa; Chordata; Actinopteri; Salmoniformes; Salmonidae
Gene: vkorc1
Product: vitamin K epoxide reductase complex, subunit 1
Exons: 3
Coding region: 99-608 (169 amino acids)
Biological process (GO): vitamin K metabolic process; peptidyl-glutamic acid carboxylation
Molecular function (GO): vitamin-K-epoxide reductase (warfarin-sensitive) activity
Source: RefSeq, a predicted model, not a curated record